GUAUUCGUUAUAGUCUGGACGUUAGUGUGGAUGAAGUGAAAGCCUUAGCAUCUCUAAUGACAUACAAAUGUGCUGUUGUUGAUGUGCCAUUUGGUGGGGCAAAGGCUGGUGUCAAGAUCAAUCCCAAGAACUACACAGACAAUGAAUUGGAAAAGAUCACAAGAAGGUUUACCAUGGAGCUGGCGAAAAAGGGCUUUAUUGGACCUGGUGUUGAUGUGCCUGCUCCUGACAUGAGCACAGGGGAGAGGGAGAUGUCCUGGAUUGCCGACACCUAUGCCAGUACUAUAGGACACUAUGAUAUUAACGCACAUGCAUGUGUAACUGGUAAACCCAUCAGCCAAGGGGGGAUCCAUGGGCGUAUAUCUGCAACUGGUCGCGGUCUCUUCCAUGGAAUUGAAAAUUUCAUCAAUGAAGCAUCAUAUAUGAGUAUAUUAGGAAUGACUCCUGGCUUUGGGGAUAAAACAUUUGCUGUUCAGGGAUUUGGUAAUGUGGGCUUGCAUUCUAUGAGAUACUUGCAUCGUUUUGGAGCCAAGUGUGUUGCUGUUGGAGAGUUUAAUGGUUCUAUCUGGAAUCCUGAUGGGAUUGACCCAAAGGAACUAGAAGAUUACAAAUUGCAACAUGGGACAAUUAUGGGCUUCCCUAAAGCACAGACACUUGAGGGCAGCAUUCUGGAAACUGACUGUGACAUUCUCAUCCCUGCUGCCAGCGAGAAGCAGUUGACUAAGGCCAACGCUCACAAGGUUAAAGCAAAAAUUAUUGCUGAAGGUGCCAAUGGGCCUACGACUCCUGAAGCUGACAAAAUCUUCUUGGAGCGGAAUAUCAUGGUUAUCCCUGACCUUUACCUGAACGCUGGUGGCGUAACAGUAUCCUAUUUCGAGUGGCUGAAAAACUUGAACCACGUCAGCUAUGGCCGCUUGACUUUUAAAUAUGAAAGGGAUUCAAACUACCACUUGCUCAUGUCUGUCCAGGAAAGCUUGGAAAGAAAAUUUGGGAAACAUGGUGGAAGUAUUCCAGUUGUGCCUACAGCAGAAUUUCAAGAUAGGAUAUCGGGUGCGUCCGAGAAGGACAUAGUCCACUCUGGGUUGGCUUACACAAUGGAGCGUUCUGCCCGGCAAAUCAUGCAUACUGCCAUGAAGUACAACCUGGGUCUGGACCUAAGAACAGCUGCCUACGUCAAUGCAAUUGAGAAAGUCUUCAAAGUGUACAAUGAGGCUGGCCUGACCUUUACAUAGACAGGCGGUUACCGCUCCUUACUGUAUCCCACCCCUCUCGCCAUUAAUGUACCCUCUUCUUGAGAAAGCUUAUCACAAGUUUACAUGUAACCACAAGAUUUUCUUUUCUUCUGACAUUAUAGUGGAUUCUUUUCUCAAUUAGUUUCAGUCCAACCUAGUCUUUUUUUUACAAUAAAAAAAUCCAUGGAUUAGGAAA
Eurypyga helias (sunbittern) is the source of this 1428-nucleotide messenger RNA. Its product is annotated as glutamate dehydrogenase 1, mitochondrial. The record is from RefSeq and is a predicted model, not a curated record. Gene Ontology annotation, cellular component: mitochondrion. Gene Ontology annotation, biological process: L-glutamate catabolic process. The transcript has 12 exons. The annotation marks the transcript as partial. Lineage: Eukaryota; Metazoa; Chordata; Aves; Eurypygiformes; Eurypygidae. Gene Ontology annotation, molecular function: L-glutamate dehydrogenase (NAD+) activity.